Vitis vinifera (wine grape) is the source of this 933-nucleotide messenger RNA. Its product is annotated as subtilisin inhibitor 1-like. Gene Ontology annotation, biological process: response to wounding. The record is from RefSeq and is a predicted model, not a curated record. The transcript is spliced from 2 exons. NCBI's taxonomy places the organism in Eukaryota, Viridiplantae, Streptophyta, Magnoliopsida, Vitales, Vitaceae. Gene Ontology annotation, molecular function: serine-type endopeptidase inhibitor activity. Bases 395 to 727 code for a protein of 110 amino acids.
UGGCAUCACAAGUUAAAUGAUUGCACUCCUAGGCGCAGUCAUGCACCGCAGCACCAGUCAGAAGACCCUUGUGGGCUAUUAGUUGGCCUAAAGAUCACAGCCCAUCAACAUGGGGAAGGGCAAUGUGUGGAGGCCCGGGAAGAGAGAUUAGAUUAUUGUUCUACGAAACUUGUCCAAAACCCUACACCCGUAAUUCGCAAGGAACCUUUGUCCAUACGUGGCCGUCGGUGCAGGGCCGGCCCCUGCUUUUGUUGGCAUGUGGAGAUCCAAUCGAUAAAACCAAAGAAAAGUCUGCAUUAUUAGAUGCCUCGUCUUCCAUGUACAUGUACAUAUCUUGGACUCUCUACAUGAUACAGAUUAUAGUGGUGUAUCUUGGUCCUGUUUGAUCCUUGUCAUGGCUGACGAAAACCAGCGAACCGAGCUUCCGCAAGAGCGGCCCCAACAGUCAACAACCAUCCCCCAAGAACAACCCCAUCAAUCAACGAUACUCCUCCCAGGGUCAGUGGGCCAUCCAUCUGGAGUAGAGGUAGCACCAAAAACAACAUGGCCUGAGGUGGUGGGCAUGACGGUGGAAGAGGCAGAAAGGAAGAUAAGAGAAGAUAUGCCUAGGGUGCAGUUCCAAGUAGUUCCGCCAAAUUGCUUUGUGACCAUGGAUUUCAACACUAGGCGAGUCCGACUGCACGUGGAUUCUGAAGGAAAGGUUUCCCGGGCCCCUAGAAUCGGCUGAUAGUUGUCAAUGUCCUUCCCUAGAGACUAAUAUAUUGGCCUUUAUAAUGCAUGUCUUUCCCUUGUAUGCAGCAGAUUUGGUGUUUCAGACUUUCUAUAUGUGGUAUCUAUUUUCAUUUGGUUAGCUGGAGCUUUAAAGCUUGGAUUUUAAUUAGUAAGAAGUAAGAACAAACUUGUUGUGCCAUUUGGAAUAAAUCAAUUUCAUCA